This is a messenger RNA of Paramuricea clavata, 1897 nucleotides long. The record is from the annotation of a GenBank genome assembly. Lineage: Eukaryota; Metazoa; Cnidaria; Anthozoa; Malacalcyonacea; Plexauridae.
AUGCCUUCUCGCUGCGUCGUAUACGGCUGUUCCAACCUCCCAGACCCCGAGAAAGGUAUUAGUCUUCAUAAGAUACCGUUCUAUAACGAUUCAAGACCGGAGGCUAUAAAAAGACGAAAGGUCUGGGUAGAUUUUGUGAAGAGCAAACGUGCGAAGUGGGAGCCAGGCAGUGGAAGCCAUGUAUGCUCUAAGCAUUUUAAAGCGGACGCUUUUGACAAAAUAUUGAAUUUGCCCGGACAAGCGAAUACGUUUCGACAAAAGCUAAGAAAGGAUGACCUAGGAAUUGUAUCGUUUCCAUCUAUAUUUCGUACGGAUGCGACGGAAAAACAAGUUUCAGGCAGAGCAGCCAGAGCAAUCAAACGCAAGGUGAGUAAAUAAUAGACCCAUUUAUCAAUGAACUCUUUGUUUAUAUUUUUACUUCACGCCCUUCAAUAACUUAUUCUCUUAUAAUAUUUUCAGUAUGCAUCUGGGAAUGAACCAAUCAGCCCUCAAGAACCAGGAUGUUCAUCGGAUUAUGUUGAACCUGAAGCAGAAAUGGACUUAGCUAUAGAAAUACCGAAUAUCAAUAUCGAGCGUUAUGUAAGUAGCAAAUUAGCAUUAUUUCGCGUCGUGGUCACUUCAAUAUGUAUAUUCACGUUGAAGACUACAAUAUUUGACUAUUUAUAAUAAAAGUGCACUGUUUUAAACUAAGGUGUUACAAAAUAUUUUAUCUGUAUAUUUCUAAUUUUUUAAAACUAUAUUAGGAUAUAGAGCAGCCGGAUCGAGAGAAAUUCACACAAACAGACAUUCCAAUGGCUGGUACGGAUUGCAAUUACUGUCUGGAAUUACAAGAGAGGAACCGAAUUCUUCGCAAUCAAGUCAUAGACUUAAAACAAAGACUAGCUAAAGAGAAGUCCAUUGUGAAAGAUUUACAAUCCAGUAAGUAGUGUUAUUUUGUGUAUACUGUGAAAAUUUAUACCAUAUUUUAUAUGACCGACCUCAGUUGUAAAAUUAUUUCAGAGCUGUUGAGCAAGUAUUUGCAAUACGAAUACACAUUUAAUAGGAAGUAUAUUAUCGCACUAUUUCUGUAAUAGCUAGUUGUUGAACUAUUACAAACAAGGACAGAGAUUAGUUAGCUUAUUAUCAAAUUGAAAACAUAAGCCUCAGUUGCCCAAUAUAAGCAUAUUUUUAUGGGUAUCAUAUGAUUUCAUGAUUUUAUAUAUAAUUUUAUCUUGUAUUUUUCAAUCAGACCUUCAAAUUCCUGUGGAAACUGUGCCAUCUAGUGACACCGAAGCAGCCAUAUCAUCCGAAGAUAUUAGCAGUAUGGCUAGUGAACAAAGUGAAGAAGGUGGUGUGUCAACUGAUCCAAACACUGAAUCAGAUGAUGCAAUUCAAUGGGAUGAUUUAACAGAGACAGAGGACUCAGAUGAAAGUGAUAAUGAUGAACAAAGGAGGUAAAAUUAGUCAAGUAUUUAAGAUGCCAACCACAUGUGGAUACUGUAAAUAUUUAGUAUCAUUAAUGAUUGGUUAAUCAACACAAGUGUAUUUAUAAAUUUCAGAGAAUAUACAAAGGAUAACAACCUGAGGACAGAACCAAAGUGCAUCGUGUUUCUGUUGCAGCUGGAUGCUCCUUUUUCAGUUUUGUCCAUCCUGCAAAAGUGCCAAUCCUCUAGUUGAGACUAGCCAACAUGGGACAAAGCUUAUUGUGUAUACUCACUGUGGUAAUCCCAACUGUAAGCAAAGUGAUUCUGUGUGGCGCAGUCAACCUAACAUGGAGGGUACCAAAAUUGCAGCAGGGAACUUUCUGUUAAGUUUUGCGACUUUAGUGGCUGGUGCAUCAAUCAGUAAAGUUCAACGUGUCCUUAGGCAUAUGGGAGUGGCAUGCAUUUCACUAAGCACUUUCUUCAGGCUUCAGAAG